Molecule: messenger RNA, 5935 nt
Organism: Lepisosteus oculatus (spotted gar)
Lineage: Eukaryota; Metazoa; Chordata; Actinopteri; Semionotiformes; Lepisosteidae
Source: RefSeq, a predicted model, not a curated record
GUGAUGACCAUGAUGUUCGAGGUGCAGGACCUGGCCGUAGCGUCUCCAGCCACAGUGUCGCGCUGCGGGAUGGUGUAUCUGGAGCCCAGCAUCCUGGGCCUGACCCCCUUCACCGAGUGCUGGCUGCGCACCCUGCCCCUGCCCGUUCAGCCCUUCAGCCAGCAGCUGGCCUCUCUCUUCGACAGGUUCCUCCAGGACUCCAUCGCCUUCGUCCGCCAGUCCGUGACCGAGGUCAUCGCGUCUAUGGACAGCAACCUGGCCUGCAGCCUGCUCAAGCUGCUGGACUGCUUCUUCCAGCCCUUCAUUCAGAAGGAGGGGGAGAGGCUGCCCUCCCAGGAGAAGCUGUCCCGCCUGGGGGAGCUGAUCGAACCCUGGUUCAUCUUCUCCCUGGUGUGGAGCGUGGGGGCCACUGGGGACGCGCAGAGCUGCCGGCGUUUCAGCUCCUGGCUCAGGGACAAGAUGAGAGUGGAGAAGGUCCAGCUGUGCUUCCCUGAGGAGGGCCUGGUCUAUGACUACCGGCUGGAUGACGCUGGGAUCAGUAACGUGGCUGAGGAGGAGGAGGAGGAGAAGUCAGGGAGGAAAGUGUGCUGGGUCAGCUGGAUGGAGUCCUCCCCGAACGUGGUCAUCACCCCGGAGACCAGCUACUCUGACAUCAUCGUCCCCACGCCGGACACCGUGCGCAUGUCCUUCCUGAUGGACAUGCUGCUCUCCAACAAUAAACCCGUGCUGUGUGUGGGGCCCACGGGCACAGGCAAGACCCUUACCAUGUCCAACAAGCUCCUGAGGGGCAUGCCUGCCACGUACAUCACUCACUUCCUCAUGUUCUCCGCCCGCACCUCCGCCAACCAGACCCAGGACUACAUCGACAGCAAACUGGACAAGAGGCGAAAGGGAGUCUUCGGCCCCCCUCUGGGGAAAUACUUCAUUUUCUUCAUCGAUGACCUGAACAUGCCUGCGCUGGAGACGUACGGAGCGCAGCCGCCCAUCGAGCUGCUGCGUCAGUGGCUGGACCACGGCGGCUGGUAUGACAGGAAGCAGAUAGCUGGAAACAUGAGUAAGAAGGAUCCAGGCAAGUCCAUGCCGGAGAUCCAGCCUCUCAACAGGCCGCUGGUCGACGCCACCAUCCGGGUCUAUUCCACCAUCACCUCCCAGCUGCUGCCCACACCCGCCAAGUCCCACUACACCUUCAACCUGCGCGACCUCUCCAAGGUCUUCCAGGGCAUCCUCAUGGCAGAGGCCUCCAGCACCGGGGAGAAGCUGCUGCUGCUGCGCCUCUGGUACCACGAGAGCUGCCGCGUGUUCCAGGACCGGCUCGUCAGCCCGGAGGACCGGCGCUGCUGGGGUGUGCUGCACCACGGCUGUGCAUCACGAACGCAGGGGAAGGUUGGGGGCUGUGGCACAGCUGUGACAGAAGGGCCUGCGUUCUGUGUUUUCCAGAUGGUGCAGGUUAUCGAGGAGUACAUGGAAGACUACAACCAGAUUAGCACCACCAAAAUGAAGCUGGUGCUGUUCAUGGAUGCCAUCCAGCACGUGUGCAAGAUCAGCCGCAUCCUGCGCCAGCCCCUGGGCAACGCCCUGCUGCUGGGCGUGGGCGGCAGUGGGCGCCAAUCCCUCACCAAGCUGGCGUCGCACAUGGCUGAUUACGAGUGCUUCCAGAUUGAACUGUCCAAAAACUACGGCGCAGCUGAGUGGCGUGAAGACAUCAAGAGCAUCAUGCUGAAGGCCGGGCUGCAGAAUGUGCAGAUCACCUUCCUGUUCGUGGACACGCAGAUCAAGAGCGAGUCUUUCCUGGAGGACAUCAACAACAUCCUGAAUUCCGGGGACGUUCCCAACCUGUAUGCCCCCGACGAGCAGGACAGGAUCCUGACCGCCAUGAAGCCUGUGGUCCAGGACCUCGGUCAGCAGCCCACCAAGGCCAACCUGAUGGCUGCCUACAUCAAGCGCGUCCGCAGCAACAUCCACACCGUGCUGUGCAUGAGCCCGAUCGGAGAGGUGUUCCGGGCGCGCCUGAGGCAGUUCCCUGCGCUGGUGACCUGCUGCACCAUCGACUGGUUCAGCGAGUGGCCACCCGAGGCGCUGCAGUCCGUCGCCUCGACCUUCCUGAGCGAGCUGCCCGAGCUGGAGGACUGCCCCGCGGUCACACGGGGACUGACCCUGAUGUGCAUGGAGAUCCACCAGAUGGUGUCCAGGAAGUGCACGCAGUACCUGGCCGAGCUGUCCAGGCACAACUACGUCACGCCCAAGAGCUACCUGGAGCUGCUCAGCAUCUUCUCCAGCCUGAUCGGCAUGAAGAAGCAGGAGCUGAACGGCGCGCGUCUGCGGAUGAAGACGGGCCUGGACAAGCUGCUGCGGACGGCUGAGGACGUGGCCAAGAUGCAGGAGGAGCUGGAGAUGAUGAGACCCCUGCUGGAGGAGGCGGCCAAAGACACUGUGGUCACUAUGGAGAAAAUCAAGGUUGACACAGCAGUUGCGGAGGAGACGCGGGUGCGCGUGCAGGCCGAGGAGGCCAAGGCGACGGAGAAGGCCCAGGUGGCUCAGGCCAUUGCGGACGAUGCACAGAAGGACCUGGACGAGGCCCUGCCCGCUCUGGACGCCGCGCUGGCCAGCCUCAAGUCCCUGAACAAGAACGAUGUCAUUGAGGUGCGCGCCAUGCAGAGGCCCCCCCAGGGAGUGAAGCUGGUCAUUGAGGCCGUCUGCAUUAUGAAGGGUAUCCAGCCCAAGAAGAUUGCCGGGGAGAAACCAGGCACCAAGGUGGACGACUACUGGGAGCCAGGCAAGGGCCUCCUGCAGGACCCAGGGAAGUUCCUGGACAGCCUCUUCAAGUUUGACAAGGAUAAUAUCCCCGAUUCCGUGAUUAAGCUGAUCCAGCCCUACAUGGACAAUGAGGAGUUCCACCCAGCCUCCAUUGCCAAAGUGUCCAAAGCCUGCACCUCCAUCUGCCAGUGGGUGCGCGCCAUGCACAAGUACCACUUCAUCUCCAAGGGCGUCGCGCCCAAACGGGUAAGCAGCAGGGCUCUGGGGGCUGGGGGAGCCGCGGCGAGCAUCGGUAAGAGUCGGCGCCCCGUCUGAGGGGGCGAGGCGCUGGUGUGAGGACAGCGAAAACCCCAAAAAUAAACACUUAAGGGGGAAAAAAAACAAACGAAUGGAAAAAGAAAAAUGUGCCGCUUUGCACUGUGGCGUCCAGACCGGACUCUGAUCACAGGCCUGGCAGACGAGAAGGUGCGCUGGCAGGAGACAGUGCAGAGCCUGGAGUUCAUGGUGGAUAAUGUAGCUGGAGAUGUGCUGCUGGCUGCUGGAUACGUGGCCUAUCUGGGGCCCUUCACAGGCGAGUACCGGGCUGCCAUGGCCGAGGAGUGGCUCCAGGGGUUCAAGGAGCUGGGGGUCCCCCACACCAGUGAGCCCAGUCUCAUCAGCACGCUGGGGGACCCCGUGAAGAUUCGCUCCUGGCAGAUCACAGGGCUGCCCAAGGACACGCUGUCGGUGGAGAACGGCGUGAUCGCGCAGUACUCCCAGCGCUGGCCCCACUUCAUCGACCCGCAGGGACAGGCCAACAAGUGGAUCCGGAACAUGAGGAAGGACAGCGGCCUGGACGUGCUGAAGCUGAGCGACCGGGACUUCCUGCGCAGCCUGGAGAACGCCAUCCGCUUCGGGAAGCCCUGCCUGCUGGAGAACGUGGGGGAGGAGCUGGACCCCGCGCUGGAGCCCGUGCUGCUGCGGCAGACCUACAAGCAGCAGGGCACCACCGUGCUGAGGCUGGGCGACACCGUGAUCCCGUACCACAACGACUUCCAGAUGUACAUCACCACCAAGCUGCCCAACCCCCACUACUCCCCAGAGAUAUCCACCAAGGUCACGCUCAUCAACUUCACACUCUCUCCCAGUGGGCUGGAGGACCAGCUGCUGGGCCGCGUGGUGGCCGAGGAGAGGCCCGACCUGGAGGAGGCCAAGAACCAGCUGAUCGUCAGCAACGCCCGCAUGCGGCAGGAGCUGAAGGAGAUCGAGGACCAGAUCCUGUUCCGGCUGAGCUCCUCCGAGGGCAACCCCGUGGACGACGAGGAGCUCAUCAAGGUGCUGGGGGCGUCCAAGGUCAAGGCCGGAGAAAUCAAGGCCAAGGUGACGGCAGCGGAGCAGACGGAGCGGGACAUCGACGCCACGCGCCUGCAGUACGUGCCCGUCGCCGUGCGCACGCAGAUCCUGUUCUUCUGCGUCUCGGACCUGGCCGGCGUCGACCCCAUGUACCAGUACUCCCUGGAGUGGUUCCUGGGCAUCUUCAUGGCCGGCAUCGCCAACUCCGAGAGAGCCGACACGGUGGAGAAGAGGAUCGUCAACAUCAACGAGUUCUUCACCUUCAGCCUGUACAGCAACGUCUGCCGCAGCCUGUUCGAGAAGCACAAGCUUAUGUUCGCCUUCCUGCUGUGCGCCCGCAUCAUGACGAACGAAGACAAAAUCGAUAUGGUGGAGUGGCGCUACCUGCUGUCCGGCGGGACCGUGCAGGGCCAAACUCCCAAGCCGGUGGCGGACUGGCUGUCGGAGCGCGCCUGGCAGGACGUCCUGGGGCUGUCGGCGCUGAGAAGCUUCUCCGACUUCGCCGAGAGCUUCACGCACAACCUGGAGGGCUUCAAGAGGAUCUUCGACAGCGCGGAGCCACACAGGGAGGCGCUGCCUGCCGAGUGGGACUCCCGGAUGGACUCUUUCCAGAAGCUGCUGGUCCUGCGCUGCCUGCGCGCCGACUGCCUGACCCUCGGGAUGCAGGACUUCGUGUCGGCCCACCUGGGGCAGCGAUUCAUCGAGCCGCAGACGGCGGACCUCUCGGCCGUGUUCAGGGAGUCGUCCCCCUCCACCCCUCUGAUCUUCGUGCUCUCCCCCGGGACCGACCCCGCCGCCGACCUCUACAAGUUCGCCGAGGCCAUGAAGUUCUCCAAGAAGCUGAACGCCAUCUCCCUGGGGCAGGGCCAGGGCCCGCGGGCAGAGACGAUGAUGUACAGCGCCAUGGAGAGAGGAAAGUGGAUCUUCUUCCAGAACUGCCACCUGGCGCCCAGCUGGAUGCCCUCACUAGAGAGGCUCAUUGAGACCAUUGACAUCGACAAGGUGCACCGGGAUUUCCGCCUGUGGCUGACCAGUCUUCCCAGUAACAAGUUCCCAGUGUCCAUCCUGCAGAACGGCUCCAAGAUGACCAUCGAGCCCCCCCGCGGCAUCAAGGCCAACCUGCUGAAGUCCUACCUCAGCCUGACGGACGACUUCCUCGGCUCCUGCUCCAAGGUGGGCGAGUUCAAGUCCCUGCUGCUGUCGCUCUGCCUGUUCCAUGGCAACGCCCUGGAGCGCAGGAAGUUCGGCCCCCUGGGGUUCAACAUCCCGUACGAGUUCACCGACGGGGACCUGCGCAUCUGCAUCAGCCAGCUGAAGAUGUUCCUGGACGAGUACCAGGACAUCCCCUACAAGGUGCUGCAGUACACAGCCGGGGAGAUAAACUACGGGGGACGUGUGACGGAUGACUGGGACCGUCGCUGCAUCCUCAACAUCCUGCAGGAUUUCUACUGCCCUGCCGUGCUGAACGAGGAGCACGCCUACUCCCAGUCCGGCAUCUACUGCCAGAUUAGCACCACCUUGAACCUGGGCGGUUAUUUGGAGUACAUCAGGAGCCUGCCCAUCAACGACACUCCCGAGAUCUUCGGCCUCCACGACAACGCCAACAUCACCUUCGCCCAGAACGAGACCUUUGCGCUGCUGGGAGCUGUGCUGCAGCUGCAGCCCAGAGCCUCAAUCAGCGGGGGCAAGGCCCGGGAGGAGAUCGUGGAGGAGAUCGUGGGUGGGAUCGCAGAGAAGGUGCCCCAGCCCAUUGACGUGCAGGAAGUGACCAGGAGGUACCCCGUCCUGUAUGAGGAGUCUAUGAACACUGUGCUGAUCCAGGAGGUCAUCAGGUGAGACACAGCCCCUG